AGCGAUGAUCUGAAGCCAUUCUAGAGGCGACGCGCAGGAGACCGCAGGUGGAGCGCCGAAGCGCCUAUUUGUGCAUAAUGUCUGCAAAGGGGCAAGUGGGUUACACCUAUGAAUUCCAGGAUGUUUCGCACCCAGCACAAUUCUUAGACUCCAUGUGGGAGUGUUACACAGAAGGGCUCUUUACAGACGUUACACUGCAGUGCAACACUGGUCAGCUGUUCCACUGCCACAGAGCAGCGCUAGCUGCGCGUAGCCCCUUUUUCAAAGUGAUGUUUACAACAGACAUGCGUGAGAAGACUGAUGGCUUGGUGCGACUGCCGGGCAUAGAUAGCGAAGUCCUCAGCAUGCUCAUAGAGUUUAUGUACACCUCCACGGUGAUGAUAACCCAGGGGAAUGUGGAGAAGCUCCUAGAGGCUGCGGACAUGCUGCAGGUCAGACCGAUUAAGACUGCAUGUGAGGAGUUCCUGGUGCGUCUUCUGGAUGUAGACAACUGUCUGGGCAUGCAAGCAUUUGCUGAGCACCACGCAUGCUCAAGUUUAGAACGAGAGGCACAGAGGAUGGUGCUCUUCCAGUUUGAGGAGCUCAUCAGCCAGGAGGAGUUCUUGGAGGUCAGCCUUGAGCGCCUUCGCUCCCUUCUCUCCACCAAGAACCUCAACGUGAGGAAGCAGGAGGUUCUGGUGGAUGCCCUGAUCAAAUGGGUCAGCCAUGGAGCCCUGACUCGUCUGGGCCUUACCCGGGCCUUGCUGCACUGCAUAAACAUGGACCUGGAUGAAAAGAACUUCUUCAGGAACAUCCUAAAGUCCCAAAGGAACUGCUCAGACCUUAGUGGGACAGAGCGGAUCAGUUCUGCUCUCAUGUCCUCCCUUCUGCCUGGUUUCACCAUCACACGUCUCAGCUGCAAGAAGCCCACCAUCAGCAUGUACAUAAUAGGAGGCUACCACUGGCAUCCGCUCUCUGAGGUCCACAUUUGGGACCCACUGUCAAACACAUGGGCCCAGGGCACAGAUAUGCCCGACCACACCCGAGAGAGCUACAGCAUCACCCAGCUGGGGCCCAGCAUCUAUGUCACGGGGGGCUAUCGGACAGACAAAGUCGAGGCCCUGAACACCGUGUGGGUGUACAAUAGCGACCAUGAUGAGUGGGCUCCCGGAUGCCCUAUGUUGGGGGAGCGCUACUACCACUGCUCCGUGGCCAUGCAUGGGUGUGUGUAUGCCAUCGGGGGCUACAGACGAGGAGCUCCUACUGCUGAGACGGAAUUCUAUGACCCACUCAAGAAGAAGUGGUUCCCAGUGGCAAAUAUGAUCCAAGGUGUGGGGAAUGCCACAGCAUGUGUUUUACAUGAUACCAUUUAUGUAACUGGUGGCCAUUAUGGCUACAAAGGAAGCUGCACAUAUGAGAAGAUUCAGAUGUACAGGGCAGAUCUGAAUGAAUGGAGCAUCGUCACCACCUGUCCCCACCCAGAGUACGGUCUCUGCUCAGUCUCGCUGAACAACAGGCUUUAUGUGGUAGGAGGCCAGACCACUGUGACAGACUGCUACGACCCAAAAACAGACAAGUGGAUCAAACUCUCAGACAUGAAAGAGAGGAGGAUGGAGUGUGGUGCCGUAGCCAUGAAUGGCUGCAUUUAUGUGACUGGUGGUUACUCAUACACCAAAGGCACAUACCUGCACAGCAUGGAGCGGUUCGACCCAGAACAGGCCACCUGGGAGAUUGUGGGUACACUGCCCAGUGCAGCAAGAUCACAUGGAUGUGUUUUUGUUUACAAUCUGUAGCAUGGAGUUGAUGCAUAAUCCUGGAGUAUAAGUAUAUAUACUCUUUUGAUCCUGUGAGGGAAAUUUAGUCUCUGCAUUUAUCCCAAUCCGUGAAUUAGUGAAACACACUCAGCACACAGUAAAUACACAGUGAGGUG
Molecule: messenger RNA, 1909 nt
Organism: Alosa alosa (allis shad)
Lineage: Eukaryota; Metazoa; Chordata; Actinopteri; Clupeiformes; Clupeidae
Product: kelch-like protein 23
Molecular function (GO): protein binding
Source: RefSeq, a predicted model, not a curated record